AUGAAACAACUCGCCGAGGGCAUCAAAGCCGACGCGACUCACGCUCGUAUAGCGAACUUGGGAACGAGGUUAUUCACCCUCGCCUCAUUUCUGGCCGAUCCACCCUCUGCAUUCACUGCUGAGGUCAAAACAAAAGCAAUAGAGGUGUUACUGAGCCUCCGAAAGGUGUUUGUGGUAAAAGUUCUUGACGAAUCCGAGCUUCUUGCAGUUGAGAUUUCUCGAGAAAUUGAGACCCGGCUUAGCGAUUGGGACACGGUAAGAGAAAGCAACCGUGUUCUCGGAUACAUUAGAACAAACCCCGAAGAAGCAGAUAGACUCGCGGACCUCUGUGAUGUUCUGCGUUCCAAGAUUUCGUCAUCAGCGAAAAAUUGGCAGACUCAUCUGCCCAAAAGCUUCACGGCUCCGAGACCUAAUAACUAUGCAGAUAUCAUCAACAAAAAACUUUACGACAGCGUUAAACUGCAUACGAAGUGCGAUCAUACUGACGACCGGGGAUGUGAAAGGCAUAUUCGCGAUCCCUGCGUCGACACUUGGCUUCCGACGAGGCUACGUCUUGGUGGUCCGUCUAAAUCUUCAGAGUGGGCCAUGUUUGACAUUGCAACAUCUUCCCUUGCGUGCGGAUUUUGGAACCAGUUUAGAUGGGUUCUUUCAAUACACGAUGAAGGAGUACUUGAGCCCAACAAAAAGCCACCUCGAGUGACUUUCAAGGUUCCCAGUCAGAAAGAGAAUGAUGAUAGCGAGGAUCAGUACAAAGUUGAUUAUGACGACCUCGCCAACGCAGUCCCACGGCCACCCGGCUAUAUCUGUCAGAUAUUGAACGCCGAUGAAAGCUCUCUUUGUAUUGAGCUACAACUUGUUCCGCAGACCGGUCUUGUCGAACGGGAACAACCGGUUUUGAUUGAGGCGAUGUAUCCACAUGGGGGAGUAAACCUCCUCGAAGUCUUUGACACCUAUUUUCCACUCACGGUGAAGGACAAGAUAACUCUUUCCCAUAUCGUGGCCCAAUCUUUUUGGCAAUUAUACGCCUCUGAUAUGAUGCAAUCCGUUUGGACAAGUGAGACUAUAUGGUUCAUGCACGAGCACGAUAAGGAUGAAAACGGAGACCGCCUAGAUAUAGUCAGUGGCAAGUUGCCGAUUAAUCCCUAUAUCACCUUCGACUUUGACACCGACCAAAAAAAGGUUGCGGAAUCACCCAGGUGGGACGGCAAACGAAAAUCUCCCCAUAUGUUCCCACACAUCCUGGCGCUUGGGGCUUUAAUUCUUGAUAUCGGCCUCGGAAGAUCUGUUGGCAAGCCAAAGUACAGGUGCCUAAUGAGCCGGGAGGACAUGCUUUUAGCUGUUGCUGCUAUUAAUACUGGUAUAAGGCGACUUGAGGACACUCAGUGGGACGGAUUUACUCUCCACAAGUCAUUAUUCACCGCGGUCAUAAAAUAUUGCUUAAGCUAUAAAGACCAGAGGCCCCAACCAGGCGCAAAAAAGGCUACCGGAACUCAGGAGCACAAAGAUUCCUCAAGCAUCAGCGAUACAUCAUCCCCUGUUUUCAUGAGGAAAAAAGAAGUAUAUGAAAACGUGGUCCGACCGCUAGCCUGGCUAGCAGGAGCUUUUUAUGAGAAAACCAAUGAUGUUACUUGUGCAUAUAACCUGCCUACACCAUAUUUAAAGAAGCUUCAAAUUCGAGCUCGUGGGCAUGAUUUGCCUUCCACAACAGAAAGCAAUAAUGUUCUGAAAGACAAUGAUCAUUAUUUUCAAAAUUUCAUGAAUUUUAAUGCUUCAAUUCAUGAACUUCAAGAAAAUCUAAAUAGUUCUGAAAAGCCUCGUCCACUAAAGAUCGCCAUAUUGGACACCGGUUAUAAGUCAGAUAUGCCUUGUUUCCAAGAUAGAGAGAAUCAGGGAAAGCCACUUGGGAAAAUAUCCUGGAAGGAUUACACAAGCAGCCCUCCAUUACAUAAAGGAGUCGACGAAGAUGGCCAUGGCACAUUCAUGACCCAGCUGGCUAUGAACUCAGCUAUGCUAGCAGACAUUUACGUUGUUCGCAUUGCGCGGACGCGAGAUAAACAGGAGAUAUUGCAAAGGAAGGAUAACAUCAAAGAAGCGAUCACCUGGGCAGGAAUCAAAGAGAAGGUAGACAUUAUCUCGAUGUCAUUCGGGAUCGAGAGUGGUGAUGAUAGUGUGCGCGAAAUUCACAAUGCAAUAACCAUUGUUAACACGGAACGUAAAGGACAGGUGAUUUUUUUAGCUGCAGCAAGUAACGACUCGAGCUAUCAAUUCGAUAUGUUUCCUGCGCGGCACCCAUGUGUCAUUUCGAUUCACGCAACCAACGAGAAAGGGGUAUUCAUUUUCAAUCCAUCAACUCCUGAUUGCAUAUUAGGUACAUUCAGCGAGGGGCUAAAAGAGAAUGCGUUCACCGCCAACGAAUUCAAUGCGAAGACCACUUCACGAUUUCACCUGGUCAUGUAUUGA
Messenger RNA from Clonostachys rhizophaga, 2460 nucleotides. Lineage: Eukaryota; Fungi; Ascomycota; Sordariomycetes; Hypocreales; Bionectriaceae. The record is from the annotation of a GenBank genome assembly.